Messenger RNA from Porites evermanni, 10245 nucleotides. NCBI's taxonomy places the organism in Eukaryota, Metazoa, Cnidaria, Anthozoa, Scleractinia, Poritidae. The record is from the annotation of a GenBank genome assembly.
UCAUUUCCCAUACUUUUUUUUGUUUUCUUAUUAUCCAUAGGUUUGUUCGUUCAGUCAAAAUCUACUACAGCUAAAGAAGGUCAGAAUGUUACCUUGGAUUGCUCUGCUUCAGUAAAAGGAGGAAUCUGGAGCUUCACCACUUGGUUUAAUGGGUCACAGAAACUUAUAAAAAUUGGUCCUGGUGAGCAAAUAUCAAUAUAUUCCAGCAGACAGAUUUCUGUCGUUGGCCAGGACUCUCUUCGCCUGUAUGAGGUUCAUCGUUUUGAUCAUGGGCACUACUCCUGUAGAGCUCUGUAUGUUUUUAAGGAUAACAUGAGCUUUACAACUGAAGACAUCAAACUUCUUGUUAAAGGUGAGACACAAAAACUGUAUCAUUUUACGGUCGCGAAAGUCCCUGGGUAGCGAGCCAACUUUUCCCGCUAAAGUUCCUUAUAAAACUUGUCAAAUCAUAUACAUACAUAAAUACAUGGUACAUACACUCUUUUAGCCAUUACGACUCCUGAGAAGAAGGAUUAUGAGCUUAUCCCGAACUCUCUCAAUCCCUCCAGUCUUUAUAUCAGGCUAUGCAUACACAGUAAAAAGGUUUUCCAUUGCUUUUGUAAAAUAACUUUCCCUAGAAAAAAAAGCAAAAUUCUUUGUUUAAGGCACUGGUUAAAAGAAAAACUCUCGCCAGUCGCGAAGUGUUGGACACGAAUUUUUGUCCGCCUAAAAGUGAAAAAAUUUACACAGCAUGUUUGUUAAGAUUUUCCAAGUUUCGGCCGACGAGGAAAUAAAGUAAAGUUGUCGAUUUUUCAGCUCAAAACCUUUUUCAAAUCGGUGCUAGCGUGAUUAGCGCGCGUACGGAAAACAUCUUCACGUCUUAACUUUGUUUAGGCGCCGUCCACACGUAUCGGGACAUUUUUGAAUCUGCAAAUAUUCGUCCACACGACUCUGGAGAGCAGAUGCAAAAAGUUCGGAUACGAAAUGACGGAAGCCGAAUUCACAAAGAAAAAGUUGCGAAUCCGGAUACGUGUCGACGGUGCAAUACUCUCUCGCAAACAAGCCUCUCGGUCAAUCAUAGUGCGCGUACUAUCUUAGUUAUUUUAUAAACGUUAAUGUGUUUUACAAUAAAUGGUCCUACGUUUACUCCAAAACUUUGCAAAUUAAAGAGGACGAACUGGAACCCUUAACGCUGCAAACUCUUGAAGCUCCACAAAUGAGAAGAUAUCAGGAGCCUAUUAUCCUAAUAGGCACGGCAGGCGUGUUUGUAAAGAUUUUGAAAUACAUUACUGACUCACAGCAAAUUAUGGUACAAACGUGAAAACCUGCUGGUCGGUUAAAAGCUCCGGCCCAGCUAGCUAUCUUUCCUUUCAGGCUUGAAUUUGAAUUCGAUUGUUUGGUCUCUUUUUGUUCAUCCUAGGCAAUCUCGUCAUAACGUUUUUCAUAGCCGUGGGUACGAGGUUGCUUCGAAAGGUUUUUGAGACCCAAGUAUUUCUUUUUUGUUUUCUAUUUUCUUAUUUCUUUUUUGUUGGCUACACUACCCAAUUCUCCCCUCCGGAUCGGUCCCUGAACGCAGAGGCUCUGGGCUGCUGAACAUUCCACUUAAAUAUAAAUAAUCAUAAUGAAUAUCACAAAAUAUUGAAAUAUUUUGUGAUUAUGAUUAUUGUGAUUAUGAAUACUCAAGAAAAAGAGACCUAGGCCUCUACAGAGAAGAUCGAAAAUUACGAGAGACGCCGUUAUCAACAGGUAGCAAAGGUUGGAGGUUAAAAGUGUAUCACUGUCAAUCUAGUAAAAAAAAGGGGGGGGGGAGGAAGAACAUGGAAAACAGUUUCUGAAAAGAAUCUUUAAAUUGAGAAUGAUAUUCAAUGUAAAGGAAAUAAUGGUGUUGUCAUCUACAUGAAUCCAUGUGUUACAUCAUUUUUGUCUUCUUUUAGCCCGCCCGAUUAUUAGAAACACAAGUCCAGAUGCUAUUAAUCUGACCCUGUCGUUACAAACACGUGACCUCAAGAUUGAUUGUGACGUCAGUGCGUUUCCAAAAGCAAAAGUCACGUGGAAGAAAGGUGUUAGACAGCUGCCAGCCGACAGGUUCAAACAAGAGGCCAAUGGAGCUUUACUUAUAACAGAAGCUUCAUAUGAGGACAGUGGGACUUACGCGUGCACUGCUUCCAAUGAGCUUGGAACGGAUAAUGCUAAUUUUACAGUCAUAGUUUAUGGUAAUUAUAUUCCUUUAAGCAUCCAGUUAAAACCUUCGAUUUUUUUUCGAGUUACUUCAUAAGUUGCCAGAUAAUGCUUAACUUGUGUUCUCCGACCUUUUCGGCUGCAUCUAUACUGCCUCGGUAUACAAAAGUUAAGCAUGUACAACUUUUAAAAUGGUAACCACAGGACAACAUAAGCCUAAAGUACCGCCAUAUUAAUGUUUCUAAAUUUAAUCAGCUACACAAGCUCCAUCUCAAAGCAUCAUAUUAUGUUUGAAUUUAUGAACUUCUUUUUCCAGCUCCUUUGAUGUUUGUCUUUUCAAAACGAAAUUUAACUUUCAUCAAAACAAAGGUCAGUCCAUCGGUUUUUUCGGCACUACCCAAAAUUCUCUCUGGGUGUGGCCUAAUUGUAGAUGGGCUCGAAUAACAACCUUGUUUCGUUGUUUCAAAACUCGUUUGUAAGUUCUGCUGUUAUGAUACAUACAGAACCAUUCCUAACGUUAACAAAAUAUUAUUCGUAUCUCACAGAACCACCAAAAAUAUAUGGCCCUCGAAAGUUCCAUGCAAAUGUGGGCGAAUCAGCUAGAUUGAUAUGUAAAUCACGGGGUUACCCUUAUGCCUCGUUCACAUGGUCCUGGAAGGAUCCUGAAAACAAGAAAGUCACCAUCAGUGAAGGCGAGGAAAUACGCGGAUAUGACGUGACAACGUUACAUAGCCACGCAACCAGCCAAAGCACUCUUGAAAUCAGCAAAGUCACCAAGGAAAACUGGAGAAUGUAUACAUGUGAGGUGGUUAACAGCUUGAGCAAUGAUUCUGCUCUUUUUACGCUGUCUGGAAAGAGUAAGUAUUUUAAGACUGUAAGGCUGAUUCCGGCUGAUAAAGUUUAAUAUACAACCUGUAUUCUACUUUAACCGUUGAUCAGGGGUCCGAAGUGGUCUUAAAUGGCAGAGUAGAAUGAGUAAGUGCUCAAGGAGUCUCGAUUCAAUCAACUCGUCUUUUCAAGGAGAGAGAGGUUUCCAAAAAGGCGUCGUUACAUUUUUUCUCGAUAAGGGGUAAUAACAGGGAUAGUUUUUUUAGCUUUCUAAAGUGACGUAACCAGAUACCAACUCUUGAAUCGUCGUCGCGAAUCGUUGGGCACGACUUUAAUGUGUAGGAAACGAAAAAGAAGAAGAAGAAUUCUUUUUGGACAGUUAUUUACGCUUCUUUGUAAUAUCAAAACACAGCAUGCCUAUAAGCAUCGCUGUUUGAGAAUCUAACUUCGAGAGCUGUAUUGCUUUUUGUUGCCCAUUAUCUCAGUAAAUCGCAUGGACAAAACACUGGGUCUGAUGGCAAUUUGGCGAUGCUCUCUGAAGAGGCACUUUGAGUAAAUACGCCAAAAGCUAGAGGCAUCUUCACCUUGUAGAAUGCAACCUUCCUAGAACGAUUCUAAUAACCAGAUACCCAUAACCAAACAUAAAGGUCUCGUUGUUCAUGUUUUAUACUUUUGAAGAGACAAACAGUGAAGACAGUGUAAAUCGAUUCUCAUUUGAGUAUUAACUAUGUUUAAGCUGUUUGCUUUUUAAAUACUUUCAAUUCAAGGUACCUAUUUUUUAAUCCUUAGCUCGUCCAGAGAGUCCCACUAUUAUUGCCGUUGAGACAAGCGCAUCCGAAGCUGUGGUCAAGUGGAAACUCGGUGACAACGGGGGUUUGGAACUAAUUGCAUUGAAGCUCCAAUACAAAGAGGGUUCAGAGAACACAUGGCAGGAGAUUCAAAUAAAACCACCAAAUAAAUUCAAGCACACAAUUAUGGACCUACAACCAGACACCAGCUACAAGUUCCGUAUCCUAGCAACCAACAGCCUGGGUAGCAGUCCUCCUAGCGCAACGUUUAUUGUGAAGACCAGCAAGAUGGGUAGGUGAAUCAGUUGUUGAAGUGUCAGUUGUUCGUCUGAUUUAGUCAUUUUGGUUGGAAGGUAGAAGCAGACAAGAAGAGUGAUAUUGUAACAGAUAACUGAACACUAUAUUAGCAGGACAGUGCAGUGCUCCCCUUACGUUUAAGAAUCUUUGUAGGGUUUAUGCAGGUGUAUAACGUAAGCUAGUAGUCGCGAUCAAUAUCGAAGUGACAAACGUGACACAAACGAUAAACUAAACACUUUAUACACAUUAUCCACCAUGAUUGUGCUGACGCUUAUAUAUACCUGUAUCGUAUGUAGUCAGAACAGUACUUGUGACACUAUUUCCAUCUUCCUUCUGCAGAAGCCAGUGCUAGUGUCCAGCCCGAUAAAGGUUUCCUGGGACUCCCUAGUAACAUGACCCCAUUGAUAGCAGGCGUCGGAGGAGGAUUUCUGGCUAUUAUCAUCAUGAUCAUUGGAAUAUUUUAUUUUGUUCGAAAAAUAAACAAGAAAAAUAACCUUGCCAAUACACCAGUGAACAGCCGUCCAACGAGUCAACAGGAUCCAGCCGAAAGGAACUCGGUAACACUUUUACGUAGUUUUUUUGUUUAUGUAUUUUUAGCCAUGUCAGGAUACUCACAAGUGCCCCAUCCCACGAAAAAAGCUUAUUCGGUGUUAGGUCUGUUAGCCCUACUGAAGGAAAAAUUAAGAAGAAAAGAGCUGUGGAAUAUUUUACCACUUUACUACAUUUUUUUGAGGAUCGAGCCAAUAGUGUAUGGAUUACAUAACCGCUUUAAUUACCAAGGCAAAAGAGGCGCGAAAUGGAGAUUAGGUUUUUCGCGACUACUGACGGUGUGUACAGCCCCGUUAUGAUUAUUAAUGGUAGACUAACCGCCGAUAAAAUUGGGUUAACUGGAAAUGCCCUAGAUUGUUUCUCUUGUUGAAUUGUUUGUAUUGUUGUUUGAACAAAAAGCACUAGGUGGUACAAGCAGUGUAAAUUCAGCUUCGAAAGUUAAUCAUUUUAGACUUAACAUACCGAAUACACUGAAAAGGGUUAAACACAACUUUCCAUUUCAGUGGAAAAGAGUCGUUCAUUUGUAAACCCUGCAGCCAAUUUAUAAAAGCAGAGUUAAAACCGCAGUAUAAAAUUAAGCUACAGGCUUUUAAGCCAUUAUUCUUAUCUCUGUUCUGCUUUCACCACGGCGUUUGGUGAUUUCAUCUGUUGUUGUUGUUGUUGUUAGAUCAUGAAGCAACCUAACAGAAAAGAUUCGUCGACUUUAAAUCCAUAGAGGAGCACUAACAUGUGCUGAUAUUUUGUCAUUCUUUAAUAUAUAUAUAUAUUUUUAAUUUCAGUUGUUGGUCCACCAUGUUCCGAAUAUUCCCCUCCCUGCUCAACCAGAGAUACCCCAAGGAGCCGAAUCCGGCCUUCUGUGUAACAAUCCCUGGGAAUUUCCGCGCAACAGAGUGGAUUUACAACUUGUCCUUGGAUCAGGUGCAUUUGGUCUGGUGAUGAAAGCUCAAGCGCAAGGCAUCAAAGGAUGCGUUGGUAAAAUGCAUGUAGCCGUCAAGAUUGUUAAAGGUGUGUAUUACAUGUCAUUAGCUUUUGUUGAAAUAAAAUUACUUCUACGCAAUGACGCGCAUGCCUUGUAAACCCUCUAUGGGCCCAUGAGUCGUCCGUUUAUUUUCCUUGAUUUUCUAAGGAUAUCCUAGGUCCAGUUCGAAUUGUUAGUUCUUUCGUUAACCUGUCCUUGUUUUUUGUCGCUACGUAUUAGAAACUGAUAGUGAAACAGCUAGAAGGGACUUGUUUGCCGAAUUGGAAUUGCUCAAGUUGAUCGAUCCUCAUCCGAAUGUCAUUGGAUUAUUAGGCUGUUGUACCAGGCAAGGUAUGUAAGUUAACGCGAACGUGGUUUGUUGGUUUGUUUGUUUGUUUGUUUUUUUUGUCGGAAAUAAGUGUCUAUAUGAUAAUAAUUGCUGAAAACUGACAAGAACUGCUCGCCAGAAAAAUGCUUUACUGAGAUCAGUUUGACUCUAUUUAUUUAAUCUCAGCCGGAUCUGAAAUCUACCACAUCACUGUGCAGCACAACAUAAUUACUAUUAUACAAAAUAGUGAUAAAAUUGCUUGUAUAAAUUGGGUGACUCCACUGACUAAGGGUUUACUGUGAUUGUGACUAUUUUUUGAAGAUUUGUCUCUUUCUUUUACGUGUAGAGCCCCUGAUGGUAAUUGUUGAAUUUUGCUCGUAUGGCGAUCUUCAAAGUUAUCUCCGUCACUGUCGCGGAGUGGAAGACAAGUACUAUCAAGACUUGUACAAAGUGCCAAUUGAAAAACUUGGUUCCAGGGACCUACUCUCUUUUGCGAUACAGACAGCAAGGGGUAUGGCCCAUCUUGCUGGCAUGAAGGUAAAGACUAUUUUAAUAUGAAAAAAUUGCAUUUAUUUCAGUAAGAAACACCUAUUAUGUGCUCUUGAUGGGAAAAGGAAGUGAGGUUUGUUGCUCUGACAAAUUCACCAGAUACUGAUUCGACUUGCUUUACUCCUGAGUUUCCCUAUUCGUCGUGGACUGCUAUGAGUGACAGGCUAUUUCUAUUUUCUAUUUCUAUUAUUUCUAUUUUUAAUGGCAUACUCAGCAGAAGCCUCUGCGAAGGAGAGAGGUACACUUGUGAUUUGAAUGUGGGAAGGACAGACCAGGAUCUUUAUGUCUCUGUAGACUUUAUUCCAAGUCUAAGUCAAGUUCUGCAACUUGUUCAAGAACUCAGAAGCUUAACGCACUAAAAUUGCAACAUUGUAAAGUCAAACAAUGAGUUUCCUUAAAAACCUUAUUUUCUUCAUAGUUUUGAUGUUUUGUGGCAGCUUUGAAGGUGAUUUGAUGUUGUCCUGUACAUUAUUACAAACAGGUCGUACACAGAGAUCUUGCCGCCAGAAAUGUCUUAAUAGACGAAAAUAAAGUUUGUAAAGUGGCAGAUUUUGGCUUUGCAAGAGAUAUUUAUGUGGAAGAUCACUACACAAGAAAAACGCAGGUGAGCAUGAUUGCAAAGCGCAUUAUAAACAUGUGCAUAAGCCCGGGGGGUUACUCCUGAGAAACAGUCUUGAUGGGGGUGUGCCCUCCGGUUCUCUAAGUCGUGACCCUAUUUUUCCGAUCCGUUAUCAGACCUGACCUCUAAUCCAUACUCGCUUUCAGACCUGGCCUCUGAGAAAUUUCUUAGAUAAGAACAGAACAAAAAAGAUUUCUUAAAAUCGGUUUUGAAUUCGCAUAUUUUUUUUCUUCUUUCUUACUCGUUUGGAAUUGAAACGACAAAUACGAUCACACAGUCCUGUAGUUCCCUCGAUUACCAUACCGGUUUCCAGACAAAAAUGGGCAACGUCUAUACCCGUUUUUAGACCAAAACGACGCAAGAACCAUACCCUUUGAGGCGGCACAUACCUUCAUGCGUUACAUAAGGGAGUAACCCCUCCCCCCGAUGCAUGAGACAUAGGACACAGUUAUAUAUAUAUUUGGCAGAUAAUCUUUUUCUUUUUGGUAGUAAGCCAGCGGUUAUUUUACCACUGAGAAUUAUUUUAAACCGCGGAAACAAAAUAACAGCUUAUUGUUCGCGUAUUUUACCUGUAUUUGACCAGCAGGGGCCGUCCAGUCGCCAGAGACUAGAGAAAACCAUACUUGCCCAUGUCGAUUGUAUAUACAUUUAUCACACCACUAAGUGACAGUGAUAUGAAUUAUGAGUUAUGAUGUUCCACCUCUUUCAACAGGGUGGACGAUUCCCUAUCAAGUGGAUGGCAAUUGAAUCAUUGCUCGAUGGAGUUUCUACAUCAAAAAGCGACGUGUGAGUUAAUACAACAUAGCCUAAUCGAUACGAGGAGCCAAGCGUCUGCGUAUGCCCUGCUUGUGCAUAUCGCAGAAAAGAAAACCAUAACCGCUUUCACUCCCUGGUGUGGUCAAAUUCCAUCACUACCAGGGGAGGUCUGAUGUAAUUCGGUAUGAUUUUGGUUUCUCGUAAAGGGUUUGGUCUUUACAUAAAACUUUUGAGAAAACCUUUAAUUCAAGGAACUACUCAACGCUGAACAAAGUUCGGGUUGCUAUGUAUUGUUUUAAGUUCUAUUUUUCACUGAGAUACUCGAACCAGACUUUGCUCACUGCAAACCGUAAACAAACUAUUUUAACUGCAAUGCUCGCACCACGGCAAAAGUGAACUUUUGAUUUUUCGACUAGCACAACUAGUCCCUGUCAAGUGGUCUUGUCUGGUCUUCUUCAAAGCCGGUACUGCUAUACUGAAGCCAUUUUAUCUUUCCGUAUUGCACUGACCUGAAGCCAAAGACGAGAUGCACUUGUCAAAUUAAUACCAUCCCGUUUAAAAGUGUUCUUCUCCCUUUGUGCCAGUUUCAAGUCAUGAUAUCACGCAGACAUUUACCUUUCUUAGGCCGACGUAGAUUUUUUUUCACUUGCACCCCGCAUUCAUUCUCUUUCAUUUCUUCCGCAGGUGGUCCUUUGGUGUCGUUCUAUGGGAAAUUGUAACGCUAGGUAAGACCGUCAACAUUUUUAAAAAAAAUCUAUUCCAUUAAAAAUUCUUACGAAUUUUAACAAUUGAACCUAGAACUUGCAAAAGCAACCCGGUGGACAUAAAAUCCGAAGAACGGGUUUACUUUGUAGGAAAUAGGAAACCCCAAGGUUAUCAAAAGAAAUAGGUCUCAUAUUUUACUAAUAUGUGUCAUGGUCAUUGCAGGACUUAACUUGAAGUUUAAUUCGUUGGCAACAACAACAGAAAUGGGCCUUUUUUUUUCAGGAGCAUCCCCAUAUCCAGGCAUGAGUUCUCAAGAAGUGAUUAAUUUUCUCCAGGAUUCCUACAGGAUGGAUAAACCAAAACACUGCUCCGAAGAACUGUAAGCAAAUUCUCACGAUGAAAUGGUAAUCCGAAGUAUGACGCCGGAUCAGGCUGGUCCGGCGCCAUGCUCUGUCAUUAAAAUGGGUAAAAAACGGGUUGUCUGGGUUUUCGAGGGUUAAUCCAUUUCAAAAUGUUCGAUGGUACAAAAAACUUUACUGGUUUUGAAAUUUUUUAUGCAGGAGUAUUUGGAGUUUUACGAGGAGAUGGCUGAACUUUUGUCCGGGUAAAGAAAAGUGAUCGUCACAACUAGGUAGCCGUGUCACCGGGGAAUGGUGUAAUAUUAAUGCAUGGUUUUUGCCUAGUCCCUGUACGGAGUGUUCCCAGGCCUUCUCGAUCAAUUCACUUCGGUAACGUAUCCGAGGCGAAAGGGCGGGAAACGGCCUCACUUCUUCGCUCGGACCACGUGACCCGUAACGCAUUGACCGCGCGGGAUAAUGAGGCCUAAGGACUAGGGAAGCGAGGUUCCACUUUGUUCAAUCUUUUUAUUUUACAGGUACUUUCUUAUGUUGGACUGUUGGCAAGUGGCCCCCCAGAAAAGACCCACAUUCACAGACCUGUCUCAGCACCUCAGUAAACUGUUCAGCGAUGACAGGGUAACUAUCCGAGUUUUUGUCCGCAAUGGCGGCAUGAUGUUUGAAUUAGUCUUUCGCUGAAAAACUCAAUGAAACUAGUACGAUUAUUCAUUCAAGUUGCCGCUCAAGAGCGGUUUACCUGAAAAUAACGGUAGACCUGGCAGUAAUGUUAUUCAGUAAGUUCUGAAAACAAAGCGGAAAGAAAUGCAAGUGGGAAAUAUACAGAACAGCAAAAGAAAAAAUAGUGUAUAGCUUCAGUAAAAGUUAAUAACAAAGACGCAAAGUAGAGGUUGGUAGCCAAAGAAGCAUCUUAUCACUGAGAAGUCCCACCGUAAGUUGUAUUUAAAACUGAUCUGAUUUGAGAAAAGUAACUGCACCAAUUUCUAUCUUUGGGACAGAAAUUGGUAAUUCACCUAUUCUUUUUUAGAAACGCGCUUAUUGAUAUUCCCUUCCUUGUCACUUUUGUAGGAAUACGUAGACAUGAGAAUGUAUGAAGAAUCUUCGUACAUCAAUUUUGACGGCUCUUCUGCUACGAUCUAGCUUCCUCAACUAAGACGCGGACAUCUACAGGCGCAUAGUAAUUGAUUGAUAAAUGCCAAUCGCUUGCUUACGCUACUGUUUACUUUGCUCAGGAAUACAUUGACAUGCGGAUGUAUGAGGAUCAUUUGUAUAUCAAUUUUGACAAGACAUCAGGGACAUUGUCAUCAAAAUCAAAAUCAAAAUCGACGAGUGCAAGUCACCAGGAGUCAGCAAUGUGA